AUGGAGUCAGGCCAUGGUGGAGUCAAGAUUCCAGUGUGGAAUGGCGAGGCUUCGACACUCGAGAGUUUCGAGGAGAAGGUGAAGCUGUGGGUCCUCGGCACGAAGAAGGAGGACAGAGUCUAUCUGGGCCCCAGGCUGGUUCAGGCGAUGGACGAGGACUCCCAGCAGUGGCACGAAGCCAAGAAGGUCUCUUUAGACGACUUGGUCAAAGAGGACGGUGCCGAGCGGGUCGUGAACGCGCUGAAGGGCGUUCGAGGUACCGUGACGAUGCAGGAGGCAGUGUCGAAGUGGAGAGAGUUCAUGAGAGGCAUCUACAGGAACCCGGGCGCCCUACACGCGGUGUGCAACGACAUUCCAGCGACGGGCUUCAUGCAAGAGUUCAUCCUGGGGCUGAUCUUGCUCGAUGGUACGGGCCUGGAUCCGUCCGAGCAGGCGGCGGUGCUGGCGACAUCCGGUCCUAAGGGCAACUCGUACAUGUACCAGGACGUGAAGAAGGCGCUGGCGGAGCAGUGGUCCGAAGAGCAGCUGGCCGCCAGGGGCCCGGAGCAGAUCGGCGAGCUGACCGCGUACGCGGAGGAGAUCUUCGACGAGGCCUACCAGGGCGGCUUCGGAGAGGCCGCCGACCUGACGGAGACGGCGAUGGCGGCCGCCGAGGAGCUCGUGACGGCGACGAUCGGCGACAACCCGAACUCAGAGGAUAAUCUUGGACAGGACGAAAGUCUAGCUGCGGCAGUACUUCCUGGGGAAGAGCGAGCUGACGAGUGGACGGAGACGGCGUUCGCUGCUUCUCGUACGUUCCUGGAGGCUCGGAAGCUCAUCAACGAGGUGAAGAACGCGAGGGGCUACUUCCCAGUGGACAAGGAGCUGGACGAGGUCGAGCGGCAAGCCGAGGAGCAGAUCCUGACUGAGGACGACGGCAACUUUGAGGACGGCACGUUCAUCGGCUUCAGCCUUGGCGAGUGCAAGGGCUACGCGCUUCUGGGCGGCGGCGCGUCCAGGUCCGUAGGCGGCGUCGAGCAGCUGGAGUACCUGAACGAGCACCUGCAGAACCCGAUGGAGGUGAACCCGGGGGCGGGCCUGGGCUUCUCGUUCGCUGGUGGUGAUCGGGCUGACGCUCCCUCGAAGGUCUCGUUCCAGGUCCACAACCUUGACGAUCGGUCAGUCGAGAUCUACGUGCUGGGCCGCCCGUCGCCCAUCCUGCUGGGAGUCGACAUGCUGAAGAAGUUUGGGCUGGUGAUCGACUACGAGCGGAACGCAGUGUACUUCCGGGAGCUCAAGAAGGAGAUUCCCACAAAG
Messenger RNA from Prorocentrum cordatum, 1296 nucleotides. The record is from the annotation of a GenBank genome assembly. NCBI's taxonomy places the organism in Eukaryota, Dinophyceae, Prorocentrales, Prorocentraceae.